AUGGCGUUGUCCAAGUCUAUUAUAAGAAGUCAAGCCCCAGCUAAAUGUGGAAUAUGUGAUAAUGACCGACCAAUAAAGUGGAAGUGUCUUGAUUGUGAUAGCUUAUUAUGCAAUCAUUGCAAAGAAAAGGUGCAUCCAAAAUUAAAAGAUACAGAGAAUCAUCAGGUUAUCAACAUCAAAGAUAUUGGACAACCAACUGUUGUAGAACUGAACAUUAAUAAACAAUAUCAGACUGAACUACUUGCAAUAACUGGAAUGUCUUUUUGCCAUGAUGAUUCAAUGUGGAUAAGUAGUUACACAGAUAAAGUAUUACAGAGAGUAAAACCUGAAGGAACCAAACUGAACAUACUAUCCAGCUUUAAUAUCAAGGUAUAUGGUAUGGCUGUUACUCAAUCAAACAAUCUACUUUUAUCUACAGGGAAAAGAAGACUUAAACAAAUCAGUAAUGCCGGUACACUUACAGAUGACUCAGUAAAUAAUAUGUCACCAUUCACUUCUACAACAGUCCAUAUUACCAGUGACAGUAAAGUUCUAGUAGGAGGUGGUUAUACAGGAAGAUGCGUUGUAAUACUGAUGAAUCAGAAUGGAAACCAAGAAAGAGUGUAUGAACAUGAUAAACAUAAACAACCUAUAUUUUCUUGUCCCUGCAGUAUCACCAGCACUAGUAAUGGGAAUAUAUAUGUGGUGGAUACAUUAAGGAAUGGCAUAGACAGAGUAGUAGUUUUAGGACAGGAUGGUGAUAUAAUCAAUAUCUAUACAGGAGAUACAGAGAUCAACAAGGAUAUACCUUUCAACCUAACAGACAUAGUGACAACACCUAGAGACAAUGUUAUUGUAUCUGAUGUGUCAACAGAUACACUUCAUAUUCUUAACAAUGUUGGCCUCCUGAUGACAUAUUAUAAAACAAGGGACAUAAACAUAAUGUUACCAUAUUCUCUUGCAUUCUCUCAAACAGGACAACUCUUCAUAGGAUGCCAUACACCAAAAGGCAGCACAACCAAGGAUGCCAAGAUAUAUGAAGUGACCAUAUCAGGAUGUUGA
Messenger RNA from Mytilus trossulus (common blue mussel), 1041 nucleotides. RefSeq lists its product as uncharacterized. Gene Ontology annotation, molecular function: zinc ion binding. NCBI's taxonomy places the organism in Eukaryota, Metazoa, Mollusca, Bivalvia, Mytilida, Mytilidae. The coding region runs from base 1 to 1041 and encodes 346 amino acids. The record is from RefSeq and is a predicted model, not a curated record. The transcript has a single exon.